Messenger RNA from Eruca vesicaria subsp. sativa (arugula), 330 nucleotides. The record is from the annotation of a GenBank genome assembly. Lineage: Eukaryota; Viridiplantae; Streptophyta; Magnoliopsida; Brassicales; Brassicaceae.
AUGGCUCCGGUUGGUCCACGUUCCGGUGAUGCUAUAUUCUCCAGCAUCGAUCGCAUGAAUGCAGAGUUGUUCAUGUUGACUUAUGGUGCAAUCGUGCGUCAAUUGCUUACUGACCUCGAAGAUGUUGAGGAAGUCAACAAACAGCUUGAUCAAAUGGGAUACAACAUUGGUAUCCGACUUAUCGAUGAGUUUCUUGCCAAAUAUGGCGUUUCCAGAUGCGUUGAUUUCAAGGAAACUGCUGAAAUGAUUGCCAAGUUAGAUUAUGAUGAAUCACAUAGAGGAAUAUACCGUCUACGGAUUAAGCGAUGCAAUCCAUCUGAAAAUGCAUGA